Ustilago hordei is the source of this 888-nucleotide messenger RNA. RefSeq lists its product as uncharacterized. The transcript has 2 exons. Lineage: Eukaryota; Fungi; Basidiomycota; Ustilaginomycetes; Ustilaginales; Ustilaginaceae. The record is from RefSeq and is a predicted model, not a curated record. The coding region runs from base 1 to 888 and encodes 295 amino acids. Gene Ontology annotation, molecular function: arylformamidase activity.
AUGACGUCUUCGGCAUCCCAUGGCCAUCUCAAUGGCUCAAACAGCUCCAUGUCUGCAAUACCAAACUUUGACAAAGUCCCUGCCGUCCCUGGCAUGCCUCAUGGCUACGCCUGGAAAGUUUGGGGUGAAGGCGAUCAGCUUGGAACGCUCAACUUGCUCACACCAGAGGUGGUGGCGAGGGCAGCACAAGAGAACAUCCGCACUGGUGACAGAGUGCAGAUCGACUGGGGUCUCGAUAGCGUAGAUGUUCCCACCAACCAGCGCAAGCACUUCCAUCAUGAGUUGAUCUAUCUCAAAGAGAAGCUCGGCGUUUAUGCCACCGACGAUGAGGUCCACCUCAACACGCAAACAUCCUCGCAGUGGGACGGGUUCAACCACUUUGCGCAUCAGGCGACAGGAGUGUAUUAUGGCGGUCUCAAGCACGACGACCUUCAUUCUGGCGCAGUGGACAAGACUGACAAGAACAGUAUGCACAAGUGGUGUCUAAAUGGUGGAAUUGCGGGACGUGGUGUGUUGGUAGACUGGGUGCAUUGGUGGGAGUCGACCAAGACGGAACCCAUUCCUGCUGCCAACUCAUCUUAUCCCAUUCCCCUAUCACAGAUCAAGGAGGUGCUCGCAUGGCAAAAGACGGAGCUAUGCACUGGCGAUAUCCUGUUGUUGAGGACAGGCGUGGUGAGAUGCUUCGAGCAGGCAUCGAGUGAGGAAAAAGUCAAGGGCAUGAUUGAGAAUGAUAACUUCUCUGGCUUUGAAGCCACAGAAGAGUCCAAGCGGUGGCUGUGGGACAAUCACUUCGCUGCUGUCGCCAGUGACAACAUGUCUUUCGAGUUCAGACCUCAUGGUGUCAAGGGAGGCAUUGCAUCUUCACCAAAUGCCAUCUGUGUCUUCUAA